Molecule: messenger RNA, 774 nt
Organism: Topomyia yanbarensis
Lineage: Eukaryota; Metazoa; Arthropoda; Insecta; Diptera; Culicidae
Exons: 1
Coding region: 1-774 (257 amino acids)
Molecular function (GO): nucleic acid binding
Source: RefSeq, a predicted model, not a curated record
AUGCUCAAGGCAGAAGAAGCCGAUCGCAAUCAGAUUUUCAGCUGGUGCGCCAACAAUGAGAUACGGUGGAAAUUUAUACCACCGCGCGCACCGCACUUCGGAGGACUGUGGGAAGCCGCAGUUAAAUCUGCCAAAUCCCACCUACUAAAGGAAAUGGGCAACACUACUAUCGCGUACGAGGACAUGUUGACCUUACUUGCACAGGUCGAAAUGUGCCUAAAUUCACGUCCAUUAACACCACUACCAUCCGAUGCUUCUGAUCUAGAAGCUUUGACUCCGGGGCACUUCCUAGUCGGGUCGAGUCUUCAAGCUGUUCCUGAACCAUCCGUGAAGGACGUCGCUGGGAAUCAUCUCAACCAUUGGGAACAAACACAACGGCACCUACAACGAAUCUGGGCCCGAUGGUAUCCGGAAUAUUUACAACAGCUCCAGUCCAGAGCAGCGAAGGGUUGCAAUCCGCCGGUAUCUAUCGAACCAGACAAAAUCGUGGUCAUCAAAGAGGACAAUCUGCCACCUACACAGUGGCCCCUUGGAAAAAUCGUCGCCGUUCAUCCUGGAGCUGACGGAAUCGUCAGAGUCGUCACACUGAAAACAGCGUCCGCAGAGAACGUCGUGAGACCCGUGGCGAAAUUGGCGCUCCUACCGAUGCCAAGUGAUGCUGUUCAACGAGCUCCUGUAACACAAAACCAUAAAGGCAGUACUACACAUGCUCGAUGCGAAGUUGGAUACCGUACAGGUAAUUGCAUUUCCAAUAAAUUAAUUCACCCCGUAUGA